UCCCAAGUUUAAUUGCCGAAGAAUUCUCUCACAAUUGGCACCGUCGGCACCGUUAACUAUGAAUGACUGCAGCCGACAGUUUUUCCGGUGCCGCUGUGCAAGCUGGGUCGAGUAUAUAUGACAUGGUGCUCCAUUGUGAGAAAGCAAAAUACGACAGUGAACCGCCUUACCGACAAGAUGUCUCUUCAGCUGCCCCCAGAAAUAUACGCGCAUAUAUUCGAGGUUGGUGUACACAAAUGGGGAGUUGGCUUCCUGCCUCCACUGUGUUUAACGUGCAGCGACUGGAAUGAAAUUGUCAUAUCCACUCCACGUUUAUAUGGGAUCAUUGACUUUACACGUUCCAAGCGACACGGUCUCGUCCAACUCUCCAAAGCCAAGUCGGCUCCUUUGUACCUCACCCUUCCCACAGAACGAAGAAGAUACUACGAAUGCGAAAAGGAUCUCUUAUCAUUGGUUCACAAUUGGGUUUAUGCCUCGGUUCCUACCAGAACGUUGGAAACUCUCAAGGGAGAAGAUUUGUCUAGCUUGGAGGAACUGCAUGUCACGUCGUGUGGGGAUAAAGGCUCACCCAAAAAGAAGCUGUGGGACGUGGCGCCUUCGAAGUUGAGAGUUCUGGGAGCCGAUUCUGUCUCUCCUUCGUGGGUGAAGAGCGUGUUGAGCCGCAGUGUGACUCAAUUUGAGUUCCGCAAUAUUGACCGCCGGAAUAGGUGCACGAACUCCCAAAUUUUCGAGUUGAUCACCUUCAUACCAAACGUGGUCUCAAUAUAUUUGGAGUCCCUUUUCCUGCUGGACAGUCCCCAUUCUUCCAGCGAGGGGACGUCGGUGCUAAUGGAAGGUUUGCUCAAUCUUCACAUCCAAUCGCUUCGGUGCUUCGCCCUCCACGUCUCUCGCAUUCGUGCACCCUCGUUGCAGACGUUCCGUCUCAUUGAAAGCUACUCUUAUAGCGACGACCAUAUGCACUGGAAUCUAGUCUUCAUGCAGUGGAGUCAGCCGAAUUUUGUUCCCGCGAAUCUUCAUACCCUCGAGAUCCGGUCUUCUCUACGCGAGACCGAUGUACCAACAUUCAUUCAAUGGCUUUCGCUUCUCCCGAGCGUCGUGCGACUCAUACUAGACGACGUCGCCCUCUUCCGGUGCAAGGAAGCCAGUUUAAUCGAGAAGCUGUCUUCUCCGCCGGUUGAUGGAGAAGAUUGGUUCUGUCCGUCUUUGAUGCAGCUCUUCGUCGAAGGCGACGUGCAGGUUGUGGAUCUCAUCGCGAUAGCGAGUACCCGUGGAGGGGUGGUAGAGCCACCGUUCGCAACCACGUCUCGACCGAGCCGGUUGAGAUUGAUUGAGGCACCUUUGUGUGUCAGUGGAUGGGACGGCGAGAUUGCGGAAUUGAAGCGCCUUGUAGACGAAACACGUUGCUCGUGUCUGAGUUGCGCUCUGGGUCUUUUACGUGUGUGAACCUGAGUGCACACAUGUAAUAUUUAUCCGCAUUUAAUUACAUGCAAUUGUGAUUCAGUUAUCCGUCUGUCACCGCACACGUUCGCCUUACCUGAUAUUGAAUUCCUUAUGUUCGACAUCAGGAAUGUUAUCACCAUACACUUUGUGCCCAGAACGUCAGAGACAGCCGAUUUUUUGCCUACACAGUCCGACGGUAACCUUUCGUGGUUCUGGAGUUUCUAAGUCUUGAAAGGCACCACAGAACACGUCUUUGAAAUACAAGUUUUCCGCAACCGAGGAACAUCUGCUUAUUGGCGAUGAAAUGCUCUUCU
This is a messenger RNA of Desarmillaria tabescens, 1754 nucleotides long. RefSeq lists its product as uncharacterized. The transcript is spliced from 3 exons. Lineage: Eukaryota; Fungi; Basidiomycota; Agaricomycetes; Agaricales; Physalacriaceae. Bases 118 to 1443 code for a protein of 441 amino acids. The record is from RefSeq and is a predicted model, not a curated record.